CUUUUUGCUUGCUAACGAACCGAUAGCUUAGCAAGAAGGCUCAAGGAUUUGCUCUUGUGUCUGGCUAGUCUCGUCAUGGCAGCACAAUCUACAUCCUCAAGAGCUUUGCUAUAUUUCUCUGAACGUGUAGAAGAUGCAACCGAAGCAGUGAAAGGAUUAUUGGGAGGAUCGAAUGCAGGCAAAUAUGUCGAUACAUCAGAUGAUGUUAUCCGAGCUCAACUGGAGUCAGAUAGGGAUGAAGUACGUAUCGAUGGCUUAAAGACUGUCAUCACCUUAAUCUCAAAAGGAAGGGAUGCAAGCGGGUAUUUUGCAAGUGUGGUAAAAUUAUCUAGUAAUGCAAAUCUGGAAAUUCGGAAAUUGGUCUACAUAAUUGUAAGAAGAUACGCAAGAAAGCAACCUGAUAUUGCACUUCUUGGAAUCAACUCUUUCCAACGUGAUUUACAGGAUCGAAAUGAAGUCGUUCGAGCAAUGGCAUUGCGUGUUCUGACAGGAUUACGUUUGAAAGUUGCGGCAAGCGUUGUUGAAGUGGCCAUCAGCAAAUGCGUUCGAGAUUCCAGCUUCUACGUGAGAAAGGCGGCAGCACAUUCUCUCAUAAAGUGUGUCGAUAUCUCACCAGAUUCCAGAGAAUCAUUCAAGCAACACCUUGCAACAUUGCUGAACGAUCGAAACCCGGCUGUAUUGGCAGCAGCCUUGGCGGCAUGGUCAGCACUUUCUCCCAACGAUUUGCAAGCAUUACAUGCACACUUUCGUAAGCUAUGCUUUGCGAUGGGAGAUAUGGAUGCAUGGGGACAGAAGCUUACUUUGGACGUGCUAGGACAUUAUGCCAAAAGAUGUCUACCAGAACCAGAGAAGGAUGCUAAAAUAGAUCACGAUCUGGAUCUCCUUCUCAUCAAAGCAGAGGAUCUGCUCUUCAAUCCGAAUGCAGCGGUAGUCACAAGUGCAGCACGUUUGAUAUAUACACUGGCUCCUAUAGAGAAACGUGGCGUCAUUGCUCGGCCGAUGACCCGACUGAUUGAUGAAUCAUCGGAUAUCUCCUUUUUCGCUCUUUUGAACUGUCAAUAUGUUGCCAAACACUCGCCUGAGCUCUUUGCUUCGAUGGCACAUCGCUUCUUACCAAGGUCUUCUCUGAAGGAAUCUGACUAUGUGACAGUGAUCAAGUUGGAAAUUCUAGUCGAUAUAGCAAAGGACAAAGCCUCAGAAGAAUUGGUGGUGACUGAAUUGGUUGAAGAAGCAAUGAACAAUUCGUCAGAAGAAAUUGCAACAGCUGCAGUAACACAGCUGGGAAGAUGGGCAAGUGAAAGCGAUGAUGAUCAAAGGGCGAAAUGCUUAAAGCUUUUAUUGCAAAUUAUCAAGGACAAACGAUCAAAAGGUGAAGUUGUGGCAGAAGCCCUAAAUGUUAUUCGAAGAUUAGUGGAAAAAUCUCCCGAAAAGUUUGCUGGUCCGAUCAUACAUCGUCUGGCACCGAUGCUGUUCACAGCAAGUACUGCAGCAACAAAAGAAGAUGAAAGCGGGAAGAAGAAAAGGUUGAAGCUGGUAGGGAAGGGUGCAAUCAAUGCUCCUGCAGCUCGAGCGACAAUUUACUGGCUUUUGGGGCAGUAUUGUCAAGCGAAGAUCAACGUGCAAUCGGCUGAUGACAAGACUGAGAAGUGGACGAUCGCAUAUGCAAUAGCGCUUGACGUACUACGCAGAGCUGCAAUUAAUUUUUCGAAAGAAGGUGAAACAGCAAAAUAUCAAAUUGUUACACUUUCGACAAAACUGGUCACUUUCUUUCCUACAGUCAAAGAUGCAAAUCCUGCUCACAUCAAGGCUUUGAAUAUUUUGCACGGACACAUUCUUCAACUUGCACGAUAUGAUGAACAUUUUGACGUUCGAGAUCGUGCUAGAUUUUGCAAGGCGCUUACUGAUCGUUUAGAGGUGGGAAUCAAGGCUGAAAGUGAAAAGAACGAAAAAGCGAGCACAUCAAAAGAAGCAGAAGACCCGCAAAUCACUAACGACGAUCAGAUAGAUGAUCAGCUGGGAGGUGUGGUGUUGCGACGUAACCAAGUGAUCCACAUCCUGUUCAAUGGAAUGAGAAGAAAGGACGUUCAAGGCUUUGAUCAUGAUCAACAAGAGCAAAACAAGACAUGGAACACGUUAAGCUCUGCGAUCGGACCACAUCAAUCAGCAACGAUUCCUUACCAAUUGCCCGACUUUUUCAUUGAACCGUGGGCCGAUAAAAGUACACUUCCGCCCAGUACGGUGAGAGAACCAAACGAUCAACCUGUGAUCGAAUCAAAGGAAAAGGUACAAGCGUCCAUUUCGGGCGAUCUUCAUAAACACGUUGUUGAUACGACCCAAUCUUCCGGUCGUUCGACUCCCAAUGCUGCACUUUUACAACAGGCAAACAAUGCAAAGACCAAGUAUAAAGAUUUGGACGCAUUUUUGGAUGCAGACAGUGAAGAGGAGGAGGAGGUCGACAAGACAGAAGAAUUGGAGGAGGGAGAGGAUGAAGAAGAAGAAAGUGAAGACGAAUACGAGAGUGAAGAAGAAGAAGAGGACAAUGAGGAAGUUGAAUCGGAUGAGGAUGCGGGAGAGGUGUCUGAACAAGAAGCGUCGACGUCAAAUCAAUCCAAGCCAACUACAUCCAUCAACCUACCUCAAGAGGAAAAUGCAUGGGCUUAAGACUGGAAUGCAAUGUACUAUUAAUAGCAUAUCAGACACAUAUUCAAUAUACCUUUACGAGCAACAAGUUUACUUUUUGCUUUUGAUAAUCAAACAGAACUGAAUUUGUUGUGAUCAUAUCAACAAUUAUGGACAGAUCGACAGAGUAUAUA
Messenger RNA from Meira miltonrushii, 2813 nucleotides. RefSeq names its product ARM repeat-containing protein. Gene Ontology annotation, biological process: intracellular protein transport; vesicle-mediated transport. The coding region runs from base 76 to 2661 and encodes 861 amino acids. Lineage: Eukaryota; Fungi; Basidiomycota; Exobasidiomycetes; Exobasidiales; Brachybasidiaceae. The transcript has a single exon. The record is from RefSeq and is a predicted model, not a curated record. Gene Ontology annotation, cellular component: membrane coat.